CAUUCCUCUAUCCCAGAAAGAUAACCUUUGAUGGGCUAAUCCGUUUACACGUUUUCUUCAUAUGAGUCUAUUUAAAUUGCUUCUCAUUUCAUAUUAUUAUUAGCUUCUUCCAACUUAUAUCCAUACAAGCAAUGUCUUCCUUCGUUGGAAAAUAUGCUGAUGAACUGAUCAAGAACGCCAAGUACAUAGCAACCCCGGGCAAGGGCAUACUCGCCGCCGACGAGAGCACUGGCACGAUCGGGAAGCGUCUAUCCAGCAUCAACGUCGAGAACAUCGAGUCCAACCGGCAAGCCCUCCGCGAGCUCCUCUUCACGGCCCCCUCCGCCCUCACCUACCUCUCGGGCGUCAUCCUCUUCGAGGAGACCCUCUACCAGAAUACCUCGGACGGCAAGCCCUUUGUCGAGCUCCUCCAGGACAACAACGUUGUCCCGGGGAUCAAGGUCGACAAGGGCACUGUCGACCUCGCCGGCACCAACGGCGAGACCACCACCCAGGGCCUCGACUCCCUCGCCGCCCGGUGCCAGCAGUACUACAAGGCCGGGGCCCGCUUCGCCAAGUGGCGCGCGGUCCUCAAGAUCGGGCCCACCGAGCCCUCCGAGCUCAGCAUCCAGCAGAACGCGCAGGGACUCGCCCGCUACGCCAUCAUAUGCCAGGAGAACGGCCUUGUCCCCAUCGUGGAGCCCGAGAUCCUCACCGACGGCUCCCACGACAUCGACAAAUGCGCCGCAGCCACGGAGACCGUGCUUGCCGCGGUCUACAAGGCGCUGAAUGAUCACCACGUGCUCCUCGAGGGGACGCUCCUCAAGCCCAACAUGGUCACUCCUGGCUCCGACAGCCCCAAGGUGAGUGCGGAGGUGAUAGCCGAGUACACGGUGAGGGCGCUGCGGAGGACGGUGCCACCAGCAGUGCCGGGGAUCGUGUUCCUGUCGGGAGGGCAGAGCGAGGAGGAGGCUACGGUGAACCUGAGCGCGAUGAACAAGCUGGAGGUGCUGAAGCCGUGGACGCUGUCCUUCUCGUUCGGGCGGGCGCUGCAGCAGAGCACGCUCAAGACGUGGGCCGGGAAGAAGGAGAACGUGGAGAAGGCGCAGGCCGCGUUCGUGGCCAGGUGCAAGGCCAACUCCGAGGCCACGCUCGGGAAGUACGUUGGCGGGGCCGGCGGCGACUUGGCGGCGCAGAGCUUGUACGAGCAAGGAUACAAGUAUUGAGAGCUCCGUUUACAUAUUUAUAUCUCUUCUUCUCUUUGCAUAUAUAUACACUCUUCAUAAUUCUAAUAUAACAUGUCCUUUUUCAAUUUCGUUACUAUGAAAAUAAAAAAAGAUGUUCCAAUUGUGUUCCUCAAUAAAUAAAUGGACAUGGACUUUUGAGUGUGGUUUAUCUUUCACAAA
Molecule: messenger RNA, 1385 nt
Organism: Salvia hispanica
Lineage: Eukaryota; Viridiplantae; Streptophyta; Magnoliopsida; Lamiales; Lamiaceae
Product: fructose-bisphosphate aldolase 5, cytosolic
Biological process (GO): glycolytic process
Molecular function (GO): fructose-bisphosphate aldolase activity
Source: RefSeq, a predicted model, not a curated record